UUGCUUCGAAUUUUGUUUUCCCAUUUUCUCCCUCUCUAAUGUGAAACAUUUCAGCCACAGAUUUCUUGCCCUCUUCAUUUCUCCAUCGACCGUCCAAGAAAAAAAUUCCCACCUAUACAUUUGUUUUCUUUUUGCACUCAGCAAAAUCAAGAAUUUUACACAUAAAGAAAGAAGCCCUUUUGAAAUCAGGGCAGAAUUUUUUCUAAAAUAAAAUUUGCUUGUGAAAUCAAAAGGAAGGAAUUUUUGGAUUUUGAAUGGCGUGGGAUCUAGAAAAGUGGAGGGCUUUUAAGCCAUUGUUUACAAUUAUAUGGAGCUUUUCGUUGGCCUCAAUUUUUGUUUCUGCUGAAAGAAGCUUAAAGACAGAAUCUUCAUCAAAUGAUUCGACUUCAGAUUUCCAGCUAUUUUCAGCUUUUACGAAUUUCUUAUGGCAAGCAAAUGAAUCAGGCUACAAGCAUGUUUGGCCGGAUCUGGAGCUCGGAUGGAAAAUUAUCGUUGGUAGCAUAAUUGGAUUUUGUGGAGCAGCCUUUGGAAGUGUAGGUGGUGUUGGUGGCGGUGGCAUAUUCGUUCCUAUGCUCACCUUGAUUAUUGGAUUCGAUCCAAAAUCUGCGACUGCGAUAUCGAAAUGUAUGAUCAUGGGAGCUGCAGUCUCGACGGUUUACUACAACCUGAAGCUCAGGCAUCCAACACUUGACAUGCCCAUUAUUGACUACGACCUGGCUGUUCUCAUCCAACCAAUGCUUAUGCUUGGAAUUAGUAUUGGAGUUGCUUUCAAUGUGAUAUUUGCUGAUUGGAUGGUUACCGUUCUUUUAAUCAUUCUCUUCAUAGGAACAUCAACCAAGGCCUUUAUGAGAGGUGUUGAAACAUGGAAGAAAGAAACUAUCAUAAAAAAGGAGGCUGCAAAGAGGCUAGACGUAAAUGAAGAUACAGAAUACAAGCUUCUUCCUGGCGGCCCCAGGAAUGGCAUGGAAAAGGAAGUCAAAGAGUUGGCAGAACCAGAGGUCUCUAUUCUUGAGAAUGUUUGUUGGAAGGAAUUUGGGCUUCUUGUUUUUGUUUGGAUUGCAUUUCUUGUGCUGCAGAUCACCAAGAACUAUACGGCUACUUGUACGACAGUAUAUUGGGUGGUGAACUUGCUGCAGAUCCCUGUCUCUCUCGGUGUAUCUGGUUAUGAAGCAAUUAGCCUGUACAAGGGAUGGAGAAAAAUUGCGUCCAAGGGUGACUCAGGAACCAACUUGCAAGUGCAACAACUGAUUACAUAUUGCUUCUUUGGCGUAUUGGCUGGUUUGGUAGGUGGCCUUCUUGGUCUAGGAGGUGGAUUUAUAAUGGGUCCACUGUUUUUGGAGCUGGGAGUCCCUCCUCAGGUUUCAAGUGCCACGGCCACCUUUGCCAUGAUGUUCUCAUCAUCAAUGUCUGUUGUCGAAUAUCACCUCUUGAAACGGUUUCCAGUUCCUUAUGCACUUUACUUUGUUGCUGUUGCAACUGUUGCUGCUUUUAUCGGGCAACAUUUCGUGAGAAGGAUGAUUAUUCUAAUGGGAAGGGCAUCCAUAAUCAUCUUUAUUUUGGCAUCCACAAUCUUUAUCAGUGCAAUAUCUCUAGGUGGAGUCGGUAUUUCAAACAUGAUUGGAAAGAUUGAACGACGUGAAUACAUGGGCUUCGAGAACCUCUGCAGGUAUGAUGUUUAGUACAUUUCUAUUGCAUGAUCUUGCUAACAAGUAACGCCGGGUUGCAAGAAUCAGCUUCAAGGUGGUUCUGAUUUUUGACGCCUGGGAGAAAAGUGUUGAGACUGCCUCUUUUUGUUUCCAUUUCAUAGUCAAAGCUAGACAGACCUUUUUUUUUUUAAUGCCGAAAACAGACCUUCAAGGAAUUAGGUGAAUAAUCAAUUUUUUUUCUUUUUCUGUAACUUUAUGAUCAUUCUUGAUAGCACCUUUCUCUAGGACAAGUGAAGAACUUGAAUAAAGUGUUCGAAAAAUGUAUGUUAAUCGAUAGUUGAAUGCGUUCUUUCGUUGUAAUUUGAGAAACAGUCGCGCAUGGAAUAUUAAUUGAAAUUGUUUGUUCUAUA
This is a messenger RNA of Olea europaea var. sylvestris, 2056 nucleotides long. Its product is annotated as sulfite exporter TauE/SafE family protein 3-like. The record is from RefSeq and is a predicted model, not a curated record. The transcript is spliced from 12 exons. Bases 255 to 1679 code for a protein of 474 amino acids. Gene Ontology annotation, cellular component: Cul4A-RING E3 ubiquitin ligase complex; membrane. Gene Ontology annotation, biological process: protein ubiquitination. Lineage: Eukaryota; Viridiplantae; Streptophyta; Magnoliopsida; Lamiales; Oleaceae.